Messenger RNA from Exaiptasia diaphana, 4060 nucleotides. RefSeq names its product GRB10-interacting GYF protein 2. The record is from RefSeq and is a predicted model, not a curated record. NCBI's taxonomy places the organism in Eukaryota, Metazoa, Cnidaria, Anthozoa, Actiniaria, Aiptasiidae. Gene Ontology annotation, molecular function: protein binding. The coding region runs from base 49 to 3702 and encodes 1217 amino acids. The transcript is spliced from 24 exons.
GUAAAUCAGCGGGAUUUGAACGAGAAUUUCUUCAACAAACAAACGAUAAUGUCGGAAACGCUCACUUUUGGACCUCAGUGGCUGCGUAAUCUCUCUAGUGGCAACAGUGUCACCUCCCCUCCCCCCUCUCCUGGUCCCAAGUACAAGUUAGCAGAGUUUCGCUAUGGCAAAGAAGAGAUGCUUGCAUUGUUUAUUGAAGAUUUAGUGAAACCUGUGGAACUUGAACGGUUCUCUUCCAUUUCAAAGGAUAAGAUUCACUUCCCUUUGGCUUUUAUUCCACCCACUGAAGAAGAACAGCGUCAUUCAUCAGGCUCGGUAAACAGUAAUGCAGUKUUAAAGCUAAUGGGAAGAGGAGCUCCAAGAGGGGCAUCAAGGGGUGUGAGGGGUGGMAUUGGUGGUAGAGGAAGAGGGCGUGGCGAUGGUGGAUUUAUGCGGCAGUCAUCCUAUGAAGAUUCCCGCAGUGAUUCUGGCUAUGUACGUGAYCCAAGAAGACAGAGUUGGGAGGAGGGAAGGAGAGGAGGAUAUGACAGAGGGGGGUUUGACAGAGGAGUUGCAGGUAGAGGAUAUGAUCCAACAUUACGAAGCAGAUUGUCAAGUGAUACAAGCUGGGACAGAAAUGAUUCUGAUGGAUGGCGUUCUAGUGGAAGGGUAGACGAUGAGGAUGGGGGAGGAGGGUGGAGAAUCUCUGGUCAAAGGGAUAAAUCUGAUCGCUGGAGAGGUUCUAAAAUGACAAGAAGUGCUUCCUGGAGAAACUCUGAUUCUUUCCGUGAUGAAMGAGGMUUCCCAGAGGAAGAAUGGCAAGUUGCGCGAAGUGGUCGUUCYCGGUCAUACCAUGAAAGAGAGGACAAUCGAUGGGUGAGUCCUACAGAACCAGAAUGGUGCCGAGAUGACGAUAUGGGAGAGUUUGAUGUCACUGGGACGUUUGACUCUUCUGGGGCUUUUAGAUCUCAAAAGUCAGUAAAUAGUGAGCAAAAGAAAUCCAAAGACGAGGAAGCUCAAGAUGAAAAACCACCRCAACCAACUCAACCAGAGGAAAAAUCACCAUCAAAUAAAGCUACUACACAACCACCCGCUAGUAAAUCACCACCUUCUCAACCCAAAGAACCUGAACCUAAAUCUACGCCUCCAGUAACUGAACAAGUAUCUACUGCUUCAUCUAAACCCCAAGAACAACCAAGUCCUGUUGUCAGCACUGCAAAAUCUGAAGAAAAAGACAGACACACUCCCCCUGCAGUCAUUCAAAAUAAUCAAGCAGAAGAUGACAAAAGGGAGGAAGAACCCAACAUGGAACAUUUUGCAAAAGCUGCUGAAAACCUUGUCAUGUCCUUGGAUGACGAGGUUGAAAAGUCAGACCCUGAUGUGCACCCCCCUGGUUUACGUACCUCCCCCGUUUCUGCUCCUUCAAACCAACCAGAUGAUAUUAAAUGGUAUUACACCGAUCCUCAAGGGAAAAUGCAAGGUCCAUUCAGUAAUGCAGAAAUGGCUGACUGGUUCAAACAUGGAUAUUUUACUAUGAAUCUCAUGAUCAAACGUUCCAUCGAUGAUGCAUUCCAGCCUCUAGGUGAUUUGAUUAAGUCAUGGGGGAGAGUUCCCUUUGUUGCUGGGCCGCAACCACCGCCAUUCAAGGGCAUACCAGAACAACUUCAACAGCAGCAGCAGCAGCAGCAGCAGCUUCUUGCACAACAGCAAUAUCAGCAACUUUUACAGCAGCACAUACUACAACAACGCUUUUUACAACAACAAGCUCUCAUGUUACAGCAACAGCAACAACUACAAAUGCACCACCAGCAAGACCAACAACCACCAGCACCCACUAGCAACAUACCGUCAACACAACCUCAACACACUGCACCCCCAUCAGAACUACCACCACAACAUAUAACACCAGAACARCAAUCRCAACAACAACAACUACUACAACAACAACACAUGCACCAUCAGCAGCAACAACAUUUACAGCAUCUUCAACAACAGCAGCAGCAGCAACAGCAGCAACAGAGGCCACAAGCAUUGGGUGUURCAUCGGAAUCGAUUUGGGGACCAACGGGUACAACAUCUACAUCCCCAGGAAUGAUUUCACCAGGACCGUGGUCACCAGCCACAACAACUAGUGCAGUGGUUUCUAGGGCGUGGGAUGUCGAUACCGGAAACAGUGAUAAAAUUCAAUCGUUACAAGAAAUUCAAAGAUUAGAGGAAGAAAAAGAACGGGCCAUAAAGAUGGAAAAUGAAAGAAGAGAACAAGCAGCGAGGCAGGAACAAGARGAACUGAUGAGAAAACAGAAAGAAUAUUUAAUGCAAAAAAUGAGAGAAGAAGAAGAAAGACAGAAGGAAAUCGAAAAGAAGAAACGAGAACAAGAAGAAUUACUCAAAAGAAAACAAGAAGAAAUGAUACGAAAACAAGAAGAAGCGCGUCAAAAACAAGAAGAAGAACUCCGUAAACAACAACAAAUCGAACAUCAAAGACAAAUUGARCAACARCGACAACUAGAACAACAACGACAACUUGAACAACAGAAGAGACUCGAAGAACAACGCAUGUUAGAAAUGCGACAACAGCAACAACAAGCCYUAGCGAAACUACAACAACAGCAACAAGAACUACAGAGAAGAAAAGAACUAGAACUACAACAGCAAAGAGAAGUACAACAGAAAUUACAACAUAAAAGACAUCAAAAUCAGACAAGCAAUGGAUCUCUCUGGGGCUCAACGCCAACAACAACAGCUCCUUCACUUACAGAGAUCCAACAACARCAAGAACARCGCGAACGAAAUGCUCGAGCAGAACGUGAACGACUCAUGCAGCAUGAACGCGAACAGCAGCAACAGCAACGGAACGCAGCAGGAUGGGCUGACAGAAGUAGUAAAGGACCUGCGAAAUCCCUUCUCGAAAUACAACACGAACAAGAAAAACAACAACUAACAAGAAAACAACAGAAUCAACAGCUUUCUCGAUCACAUCCAUCUCAUAAUCCACUAAGCUCCACAGUCUGGGGCAACAAUCCCCCAUCUCUCUCCUCUUCCUGGGCAUCGAAUACUAAUAACACCCCAGCUAACGCAUGGGGAGGUGCCGCCAACAAGAACCCCAAACAAACCUCUCGAUUUAUGGCUUUGAGUAAUGAUGCCAAUGUUGAUGACGAUGACGAUGAUGAAGAAGAGGAGAGUUUCUGGGACCAAGCUGUGAAUUCUGUAACUAAAACUGGACAGUCUAAAGCCCCUGCUCCGUCUAAACAACAUCAACAAACCAAGUCAAGUCAGAAAAGUAAACCAAGGCAUUCCUUUUCCAUAGUUCCCACAUUUGUUGCGUUUCUUAAAGAAGUUGAUUCACCAUAUGAGAUUCACGAUUAUGUUAAGUCGUACAUUGGCGACAAUAAAGAAGCUAAUGAAUUCGCAAGAAAUUUUAUUGAUCAAAGAAAGAAAGCUUAUUCACAGAAAUCUAAACCACAGACCCAGACAACAGCUGCUCUAUCACAGGGCAGUGUAUGGGGAAACGCGAACCACAAGACACAAACUAAGCCACCACAACAGCAACCACAGACWGUGCAGUCACAAGAAGACAACAACGCCCAAGGAGGCGAUUCAACAGCGAACAAGAAGAAAAAGAAGAAGAAAAUGCAAAAGGUUGAUCCAAGAAUUCUUGGUUUCAGUGUUAACGCUGCUGAAAGGGUAAACAUUGGAGAAAUACAGACUCUGGAAGACCCUUAGCCAUGCUCGACCCAGCCUCCUACUCGUCCACUAUGGCUGAAAAGUCCUGGGUUCGAGUAUUAAAACAAUGGUAAUGCGACACUGUUGAAAGUCUCCUUUUCGAUUUGUAUUUCACUUCACGUGUUUUCUAUUCCCGUUGAAGUUUUAUAGACUCCUGCAAGCAAUUUUACGUUUUAUAUCGGCUCCAAAGGAUUGUGGGAACAUUUUGGUUGAUACACAGGAAUCCCGUGUUGGUUUUAUAACAAUUGUAUUUGUAUAAAGGCGAAGAGACUAGUGUCAAAGAAAGAGAAUUGUGUAUGAUAGGGACACUGGCGACAUGAAAUGAAAACAGCAACAAAUAAAAAACAAAUGAAAAUUU